AUGCCGAGCAGCUCGGACACGGCGCUGGGGGGAGGCGGGGGCCUGAGCUGGGCGGAGAAGAAGUUGGAGGAACGCCGCAAGCGGAGGCGAUUCCUGUCCCCUCAGCAGCCGCCGCUGCUGUUGCCGCUCCUGCAGCCGCAGCUCCUGCAACCGCCGCCGCCCCCGCCGCCUCUGCUCUUCCUGGCUGCUCCCGGCACGGCCGCCGCCGCAGCCGCCGCCGCCGCGGCCUCCUCCUCUUGCUUCAGCCCGGGCCCCCCUCUGGAGGUCAAGCGGCUGGCGAGAGGCAAGAGGCGCGCAGGAGGGCGGCAGAAGCGGCGCCGCGGGCCCCGCGCCGGGCAGGAGGCGGAGAAGCGUCGGGUCUUCUCGCUGCCCCAGCCGCAGCAGGACGGCGGUGGCGGUGCUAGUAGCGGCGGGGGUGUGACCCCGCUGGUGGAAUACGAGGAUGUGAGCUCCCAGUCCGAGCAGGGGCUGCUGCUGGGGGGGGCCAGCGCGGCAACGGCGGCGACGGCUGCCGGGGGAACGGGGGGCAGCGGCGGGAGUCCGGCCUCCUCCUCCGGCACCCAGCGGCGCGGGGAGGGGUCGGAGCGCAGGCCCCGCCGGGACCGCCGCAGCAGCAGCGGCCGCAGCAAGGAGCGCCACCGCGAGCACCGGCGGCGGGACGGGCAGCGCGGCGGCAGCGAGGCCUCCAAGUCCCGCAGCCGCCACAGCCACAGCGGCGAGGAGCGGGCCGAGGCCGCUAAGAGCGGCAGCAGCAGCAGCAGCGGCGGCCGCCGGAAAAGCGCCUCGGCCACGUCUAGCAGCAGCAGUAGCCGCAAGGAUCGAGACCUGAAGGCUCACCGGAGCCGGACUAAGUCGUCCAAGGAGCCGCCUUCGGCCUACAAGGAGCCGCCCAAGGCCUACCGGGAGGACAAGAGCGAGCCCAAGGCCUACAGGCGGCGGCAGCGGUCCCUGAGCCCGCUGGGAGGCCGGGACGACAGCCCGGUGUCCCACAGGGCCUCGCAGAGCCUGAGAAGCCGCAAGUCCCCCAGCCCGGCAGGAGGUGGCAGCAGCCCGUACUCUCGGCGGCUGCCACGCUCCCCGAGCCCCUACAGCCGCCGCCGCUCCCCCAGCUACAGCCGCCACAGCUCCUACGAGAGGGGCGGCGACGUGUCCCCGAGCCCCUACAGCAGCAGCAGCUGGCGCCGCUCCCGGAGCCCCUACAGCCCGGUGAUCAGACGUUCUGCCAAAUCCCGAAGCAGAAGCCCAUAUUCCUCUAGGCAUUCAAGAUCUCGUAGCAGGCACAGGUUGUCUCGAUCCAGAAGCCGUCACUCUAGCAUUUCUCCUAGCACACUAACUCUGAAGAGUAGCCUGGCAGCCGAGUUGAACAAGAAUAAAAAAGCACGGGCUGCAGAGGCAGCAAGAGCUGCAGAAGCCGCGAAAGCUGCAGAAGCAGCUAAGGCUGCUGAGGCUGCUGCCAAAGCUGCCAAAGCUUCCAACACUUCUACACCUACGAAGGGGAGCACGGAGACGGGUGCCGGUGCAUCUCAAACAAACCAUGUGAAGGAUGUGAAGAAACUGAAAACAGAACACGCACCUUCUCCGUCAAGUGGUGGGACUUUAAAAAACGACAAGGCAAAAACAAAGCCACCUCUUCAGGUAACCAAGGUGGACAAUAAUUUGAUUGUAGAUAAAGCCGCCAAGAAAGCAGUUGUAGUUGGGAAGGAGAGUAAAUCUGCUGCUACAAAGGACGAACCAGUAUCUCUUAAAGAGAAAACCAAACCACUUACACCAAGUUUAGGAGCCAAGGAGAAGGAGCAACAUGUGGCUUUAGUGACCUCUACGUUACCACCAUUACCUUUGCCUCCCAUGCUGCCUGAAGAUAAAGAUGCUGAUAGCUUACGAGGAAAUAUUUCAGUAAAAGCAGUUAAAAAAGAAGUAGAGAAGAAACUACGAUGUUUACUUGCUGAUUUACCACUGCCCCCUGAGCUACCAGGAGGAGAUGAUCUCUCAAAGAGUCCAGAAGAAAAGAAAACAACAACACAGUUACAUAGUAAAAGGAGGCCUAAAAUAUGUGGGCCUCGCUAUGGUGAAAUCAAAGAAAAAGAUAUUGACUGGGGAAAACGCUGCGUGGAUAAAUUUGAUAUCAUCGGAAUUAUUGGAGAAGGUACCUAUGGACAAGUUUACAAGGCCAGGGAUAAAGACACUGGAGAAAUGGUAGCCUUAAAGAAAGUACGUCUAGAUAAUGAAAAGGAAGGCUUUCCAAUUACAGCAAUUCGAGAAAUUAAAAUUCUCCGGCAGCUUACCCACCAGAGUAUUAUCAAUAUGAAGGAAAUAGUGACUGAUAAAGAAGAUGCUUUGGAUUUUAAGAAGGAUAAAGGUGCAUUUUAUCUGGUGUUUGAAUAUAUGGACCAUGAUCUGAUGGGACUACUGGAAUCAGGCUUGGUUCAUUUUAAUGAAAAUCACAUAAAGUCAUUUAUGAGACAGCUUAUGGAAGGCCUGGAUUAUUGUCAUAAGAAGAACUUUUUGCAUAGAGAUAUUAAAUGUUCAAAUAUUCUUCUAAAUAAUAGAGGGCAAAUAAAACUUGCAGAUUUUGGACUUGCUCGAUUGUAUAGCUCAGAAGAAAGUCGGCCAUAUACUAACAAGGUCAUCACUUUAUGGUACCGUCCACCUGAACUGCUCUUGGGAGAAGAAAGAUACACACCAGCCAUUGAUGUAUGGAGCUGUGGAUGUAUCCUCGGUGAACUCUUCACUAAAAAACCUAUAUUUCAAGCAAAUCAGGAACUUGCACAACUAGAAUUAAUAAGCCGUAUAUGUGGGAGUCCAUGUCCUGCAGUGUGGCCUGAUGUAAUCAAACUACCAUAUUUCAACACCAUGAAACCAAAGAAGCAAUAUCGUCGAAAGUUAAGAGAAGAAUUUGUUUUUAUUCCUGCAGCCGCAUUAGACUUAUUUGAUUACAUGCUCGCCUUGGAUCCUAGUAAGCGCUGCACUGCAGAACAGGCUCUUCAGUGCGAAUUCCUUCGGGACGUGGAGCCCUCAAAGAUGCCUCCACCAGAGAGGUUUUUACACGCUGAGGCAAUGCACCAUAGUAAGAUGGCUGAGAGUCUUCCUUUAUGGCAAGAUUGUCAUGAGCUGUGGAGUAAAAAGCGAAGAAGACAGAAGCAGAUGGGCAUGACCGAUGAUGUUUCAACAAUUAAAGCCCCCAGAAAGGACUUGUCUCUUGGCUUAGAUGACAGCAGGACCAGCACACCGCAGGGCGUGCUGCCGUCUUCACAGCUGAAACCUCAGGGCAACUCGAACGUAGCGCCUGUAAAAACAGGCCCUGGACAGCAGUUAAACCACAGUGAAUUGGCAAUUCUACUAAACCUACUACAGUCUAAAACAAGUGUUAAUAUGGCUGAUUUUGUCCAAGUGUUGAACAUUAAGGUAAACUCUGAGACUCAACAGCAGCUAAAUAAAAUAAACCUUCCUGCUGGAAUUUUGGCAACAGGUGAAAAACAGACAGACCCAUCCACACCACAACAGGAGUCUUCGAAACCAUUGGGAGGAAUUCAGCCUUCUUCUCAGAGCGCGCAGCCUAAAGUGGAGACUGAUGCUGCCCAGGCGGCCGUGCAGAGCGCGUUCGCAGUUCUGCUGACUCAGUUAAUAAAGGCCCAGCAGUCCAAGCAGAAAGACGUGCUACUGGAAGAGAGGGAAAAUGGAUCGGGACAUGAAGCGUCAUUACAACUCAGGCCACCUCCAGAACCUAGCACUCCGGCAUCGGGGCAAGAUGACCUCAUUCAGCACCAAGAUAUGAGGAUGUUGGAGCUCACCCCAGAACCGGACCGGCCUCGUAUCCUCCCUCCUGAUCAGCGACCUCCUGAACCGCCUGAACCACCACCAGUGACCGAAGAAGAUCUGGAUUAUCGGACAGAAAACCAGCACGUACCCACCACCAGUUCUUCGUUAACUGACCCUCAUGCCGGAGUGAAAGCCGCCCUGUUACAGCUGCUCGCUCAGCAUCAGCCCCAGGAUGAUCCCAAAAGAGAAAGUGGUAUGGAUUACCAGGCAGGAGACACUUAUGUGCCCACAUCAGACUACAAGGACAAUUUUGGAUCCUCUUCUUUCUCUUCCGCUCCUUAUGUUAGCAAUGAUGGUCUGGGAAGUAGCUCUGCUCCUCCACCAUUGGAACGACGUAGCUUCAUUGGAAACUCAGAUAUUCAGUCUUUGGAUAACUACAGUACUUCUUCAUCUCAUUCUGGUGGUCCACCUCAGCCUUCUGCCUUUUCCGAGUCAUUUCCCAGUUCAGUAGCUGGAUACGGAGACAUUUACCUCAAUACUGGUCCCAUGUUGUUCAGUGGAGACAAGGACCAUAGAUUUGAAUAUAGCCAUGGCCCCAUUGCAGUCCUGGCGAACAGCAGUGACCCUCCCACAGGGCCAGAGAGUACUCAUCCUUUGCCAGCAAAGAUGCACAACUAUAACUAUGGUGGUAACUUACAGGAAAACCCAGGUGGCCCCGGCCUCAUGCAUGGACAGACCUGGACUUCUCCUGCCCAAGGACCUGGAUAUUCACAAGGAUACAGGGGACACAUUAGCACAUCAGCUGGCAGAGGUCGAGGCAGAGGGUUACCAUACUGAGUAUCUGUUUUUCCUCAGGCACAUCAUUUUUAUCUGGAAAGACUUUUCUAGCUGCAAUUUAAGGCAGCAAUCCAAGAGACUUGAAUAAUAUUAAUUCAACAACAGCUUUAUUUUUAUGUGGAAAAGGGUCUUGCAUACAAUAGUUAAAAAAAAAAGAAAAAAAAAACCUUUGCUUAAAUUCAUGCUGUUCUAAAAACUAGAUCUAUUGAUUGUACAUCUUCACAAAUUCUAGUUAACAAUUUUAUUUUGUAUUCUUGCAGUUUUACGUGGAUGCUAAUCUUAGGGACAUAAGAGUCUUUUAUGGCCCUCUUGCAGAUCUUCUGAACUAUGCACAUUUGUGCUUUUUUUGUAAGUUUGGACCAACUUUUAUGUAACAACCAACCAACCCCUCCCCCCCUCCAGUUUUACAACAAUCAGAAAGGGCACUGAUUUAUUUGGUAUUUUUCUUUUUACAAAGCUACCUUUAGUCAAAGGUCACUGUCAGUCUUUGCACCUGCUUCCAGUGUUAUUGUGAAAGGUGUACUUUGUGCUCACUUCAGAAAAUAAAACACAACCUUUCUCUUGAUGCAACAGUUUUAUAAAAAAAAAUGGUCAACGUUAUUUUUGUUUUAUUUUGCAGAUUAUCAUAGCCGAGCAAAAUGCAUUCAAAUGAAAUAGUGGGUUUUAUAUGAAAAAUAUGGGGUGGGGAGGGUAAGUAAGUGCCUUAACAGGUAAGCUGAAGGUCUGAAAAAGCAGUUAACCUUUACACCCAUUUUGUCUUCUAAAGGGAAUCAAUACUGUAUUGAAGAGGCAGGGAGCUCUCCAGUGUUUAGGGACUGCUGCCUGUUCAGUUCCCGCUAGACUCAUUCCCUCUGCCUGUCACACUUUCUUCUUUCCUGCCUGUCUUUGGGCUAUGUUACCUUCCACUACCACCUUGUCUUGCUAGGAGCGUGAGAGCAAAGAAAGGGAUUAGAACUCCAGUCAGUAUCGUGUUACUUCCAAGAAGUUCUAAAAAGUUACAUCAUUUAAGUGGUUGAAAGUAAUAGCUAAAUGAGAAUUUUAGAGUACCCGUUUUCAGGCUGCCAUAUUGUCCCUGUUUUCCUUUUGCCAUGGAUAAUUGGAGGGCAGUAGUGCAGAAGCAAGGCUUAAUAAACAGAAUUGCCUGAUUCUAUUAAAGUUCAUGGGGGAAGGGGAGGCAGACAUCAUAUUUUAAGUUAUGCAAUUGCCAUUUUAAGAAAAAGCCGUUCAGUUUGUUAACUAGAAACUUUGCCUACACUGAAUUUAUUGAAACAAAAAGAAAAAGUAGUGAGAGAAAACCUCUUCUCUUCCUUCCUCUCACCUUCUGUGAGGUUUAUUAGGACUUCUGCCAGACUUAGAGCAACUUUAGUUCAUUUUAGCAUUUUUUCUCUUUUAUUAAAAGCAGCAAGGAAGGAUGGACUAACCCUAUGUAAGCUGUAAUGGUGUCAAGUCUAACUAACUUCUCGUGCACGCUCAGGCACACGUACAAUUACAAUAAAUUCUCAAAAGGAACCAAAGGUGAAUAACCAGUGUUUCCAGUAUCCCUGAAUGGAAAAAUAAGCUCUGGAGAUGAGAGCUGUGCCAAUUAACCAUUUUGUUUUAACUGUUCUUUCUCCUGGUAACUUACUUUUUCAUUGGAAUUGUAAAUCGGAAGAGCUGUUUUAGAAUGGAAAUUUGCUCCAGUUCUAAAGUCAGUCUUUUAACCCCAUGCCCUCUGACUUGUGAACCUUCAUUUCAAAAUACUAUAUGGGAAGCAUUACAGUUUGGUGACAGCAAGGAUAUUUUAAAGUGGAUAUUUUACCAUUUUACUGCUAUAAAAUGAGUUGAUGUCAGUUGAUCAUUUUAUUUUUUUGAUGGAAUUUUUUUGUUGUUGUUACUGGGGAGAAAAAUGAAUGGAAGAAAAAUUAUUUUGCUUUUAUUUGAAUUUUGAGUACUAACAACUUAAAACUACAUUGCAGGAGGUGAAGAAAUACUUCAAAUUUAGCAAAAUAGCUACAGUAUUCAACUAUCUCAAAUUUUAAUAUGGUGAGUCUUAGCGCUUUAGACUUUCCUAUAAGUGACAGUAUCUAAGUUAUUCUUAAUAGUCACACUUGAUAAUUCUGCUGACCACAGCAGCUAACCGAAAAUUGAAGAUAUUUAUGUGACAUGAAUAGCCUGUGUUUUAAAAAUUAAAUAUUUUAUAUAAAAUUGAA
Messenger RNA from Leopardus geoffroyi (Geoffroy's cat), 6782 nucleotides. RefSeq names its product cyclin dependent kinase 13 (gene CDK13). Gene Ontology annotation, cellular component: nucleus; cyclin/CDK positive transcription elongation factor complex. The transcript has 15 exons. The record is from RefSeq and is a predicted model, not a curated record. The coding region runs from base 1 to 4593 and encodes 1530 amino acids. Gene Ontology annotation, molecular function: cyclin-dependent protein serine/threonine kinase activity; RNA polymerase II CTD heptapeptide repeat kinase activity; ATP binding. NCBI's taxonomy places the organism in Eukaryota, Metazoa, Chordata, Mammalia, Carnivora, Felidae. Gene Ontology annotation, biological process: transcription elongation by RNA polymerase II; positive regulation of transcription elongation by RNA polymerase II; protein phosphorylation.